AAGAUUGCAAAAGUGAAAAAAAAAAAAAGAAGAAGCCGUGUACAUUAAUUUAUCAAAGAUUCUUGUCUAUACAGCCAGCCAGAUAUAUACACACACAUACCAUACAGGUGUAUGCAAUCAUUUAUUACAAUAAUUUUUUUAAGAAAAUAGAAACUGGGUUCAGUGUUGUUGUUUAACAGUUGAUUAGCUGGAGCAUUUGCUGAUUUGCUCUUUGUAUGUUUUUUUCCUUCAACAUCUCUUCUCCCAGCCAGUCUAACAGAGAUGCAGUGUGAUCUAUUGCAGGGAAGUUUUUGCCUAGAUUUUGUAGACAUGAUUUCUGAGCUGCUAUCACAUAAGUGGAAAAUAAAACUUAAGUUCCCUAAUGUUUUUAAAAAGUUCAACGCAAUCCCUGAAUAUAGUUGCAUUUAGUCCCUAACCUUCUAUUUGGCCUUAUAUGGUUGUCCGUACUCCCACCAGAUCCAAACGCAGCAACCAAGAUGAUCCACUUGUCCUACAGAUAAUAUUAUAAGACAGUUUUUUCUAGUUUUCCCCUCAUUAGCCAAAAAAAAAAAGAACAGAGUUUAAACUUUCAGCUCCUAAUGCAUGCAUGACCUCUAUCAGAAUUCUCACAUCGAUAGAAGAUGUGUGAUUCGGUCUCUUUAUAUGGUCCUGCCCAAACCUAACUUCAUGAGCUCGGGGUCGAAGGUCCAUCUCUUAUAAUGGUAUCAGUGCCAAGCCCAUCCUAAUUCUUGGUUUAUCCAAUGUUAAACCUCCAUAUUAUGUUGUCUAUGUGCUGUUCUAGGCUCGAGCGUGGCGACAGAGGGGGUGUUAGAAUUCCCACAUGGUUGCGUGAUUUGGUCUCUUUAUAUAGUCUUGGGAAAUCCUCACCUCAUGAGCUAGCUUUUGAGGUCUCAUAAGUUUGUUAUGCCAGAUUGGAUAGAUCAGUUGGAAGGGGACCACAUGGUUGAUUUUGAUGAAUCAAUUUGGGAUCCAUGCGAGUAAACUCACCUGCCUAAAGUCUAAACCAAGUAAAAGUUGGGUGACUAAAUUGCUGGAAGUCAAUGGUUGGAGACUACAUUGCAUUUCUGAGAUUUCUCCUGAAAAAUGUUAAGGACUUCCUUCUGUGGAAAACUAAAAACAGAAAGGCAUGGGGAAACAUUUUUUAGUUUACUUGAAAAUCACUUUCAAUUAUGUGGUAGAAAAAUGUGUCAGCACUUAAGCAAUUACUUGUUAUAAUCGAGUGUAUGCCUGUAGAAAGUUGCAAACUGUUGUAACAUGAUAUUAAGUUUGAUCCAACAACUUUUCGGAUUUUAGCAGUACAUUGAACUUUUAGGUAAGUACGUAGAUGGUUCUAACACACAAAGGAAGCUUUGAGCUUGUCCUUUCGUCUUUCCUACUGAGCCUGUACUUGUGUUCCUAGGUCUGGACUUCAGAAGCUGGAAAACAAGUGGAAUGGCGGUAGAGCUUGUUAACUCUGCAACAAGCGACAAACUCACUGAAAUAGAUUGGACGAAAAAUAUCGAAAUAUGUGAAUUGGUCGCACGCGAUCAUAAGCAAGCUAGAGAUGUCGUUAAAGCUAUAAAGAAACGGCUGGGAAGUAAAAGCGCAAACUCACAACUCUUCUCAGUAAAUUUGCUGGAAAUGUUGAUAAACAAUAUCGGAGAACCUGUUCAUAAGCAGGUUAUUGAUACAGGAAUCCUUCCAAUACUUGUAAAGAUAGUGAAGAAAAAGUCAGAUCUACCUGUAAGAGAGAAGAUAUUUCUUCUUCUAGAUGCUGCACAGACUUCUCUUGGCGGAGCGUCUGGGAGGUUCCCUCAGUAUUAUUCUGCAUAUUAUGAGUUAGUGAGUGCGGGUGUGGAGUUUCCUCAAAGAUCUCUUGCCUCCUCCGAACCACGUGCUCCUUCAAAUAAGAAUAAAAAUAAUCCGCGAGACAACAAUCAUGUCUCUUCUAGAUGUGAAAUGAAAUACCCACAAGCAGAAGAACCUCAAAAAGCUCCCGAUAAUAGUAUCUUACAGAAGGCUGCCACUGCUCUAGAGGUUCUAAGAGAAGUCCUUGAUGCUGUCGACUCUCAGCAUCCUGAGGGAGCAAAAGAUGAGUUUACGCUUGAUCUUGUGGAGCAAUGUUCGUUUCAAAAGCAACGAGUGAUGCAUCUUGCUAUAAGUUCGCG
Messenger RNA from Capsicum annuum, 2147 nucleotides. RefSeq names its product TOM1-like protein 5. Gene Ontology annotation, biological process: protein transport to vacuole involved in ubiquitin-dependent protein catabolic process via the multivesicular body sorting pathway. NCBI's taxonomy places the organism in Eukaryota, Viridiplantae, Streptophyta, Magnoliopsida, Solanales, Solanaceae. The record is from RefSeq and is a predicted model, not a curated record. Gene Ontology annotation, molecular function: phosphatidylinositol binding; ubiquitin binding.